AUGAGGGCAGUCGAGAUCCUGGGGGCUCGCCUCAUGUGGCUGCAGGACUUCUCCAUCAAACACGCCAGCAUGGGCAAGCCCUCCCGCUGCCCCAGCGACCCGGACCCCCAGGACUGUCAAGAGAUCCCCGGCUUUGCUGCCCCGUGCUCGCCCAUGGCCGCCGACCCGGCAUGCAUGGGUAUGCCUCACGCUCCCUGCAAGCCCAUCUCCUCCUCCACCUCGAGGACGGCGCACCCCGCCAUGGCCACGCACCCUCAGCUCGCGGAGGACAUCGACUACAAGACCAACCCGUACGUCAAGCCGCCCUACUCCUAUGCCACCCUCAUCUGCAUGGCGAUGGAAGCCAGUGAUAAGCCCAAAAUCACCCUCUCUGCCAUCUACAAGUGGAUUACCGACAACUUCUGCUACUUCCAACAUGCCGAUCCCACCUGGCAGAACUCCAUCCGGCACAACCUCUCCUUGAACAAGUGCUUCAUCAAGGUGCCCCGGGAGAAGGGCGAGCCGGGGAAAGGUGGGUUUUGGAAGCUUGACCCCCAAUAUGCUGACCGGCUCAAGAACGGUGCCUUCAAAAAGCGAAGGACACCCCCAGUGCAGAUCCACCCAGCCUUCACCAAAAAAGCCCAGCAAGAAGCACAGUGCGUCACCAGCCUGGCCACUUUAGCUUGCACCUCUGAUAACAUCUUCGAUGUCAACAUGGAGUCACAGCAGUUGCUGAAAGAGUUUGAAGAAGUCACUGGUGACCAGAACUGGAAUCCAGCGGGUGCCAAAGUAGGGCAAAAGCGCAAGCAGCCCUCACCCCAGCGAAUGGCCAAGGUGUCUCGGCUUUCCAGCUGUGCCUUGCUGACCCAGGAAGAGCAGAUCGAGCUGGGAUCGCUGAAAGGUGACUUUGACUGGGAAGCCAUCUUUGACACCAACCUGAAUGGAGACUUCUCCACUUUUGGGGAUGUAGAGCUCACGCCUCCAAUGAGCCUCAUAUUGCACGACGUGGACUUGGCAGCACCCGGGCACAUAGACUGUGCCCAAGGGCAGGAGCAGGUCCUCCAUGAAUCCAGCCAGAACAACCUGGACUUUGAUGAAACCCUCGUGGCCACUUCUUUCCUGCAGCAUCCCUGGGAUGAAGGGACCAACGAUUACCUCCCCAACUCCGUCAACAUGGAGCAGUUGUUUGAACUCGACACCGCUUCUUUGCCAGUGGAUGUGAGCGACUGGAGCAGUCUGGCGUCCCUCUUAUAA
Tauraco erythrolophus (red-crested turaco) is the source of this 1233-nucleotide messenger RNA. Lineage: Eukaryota; Metazoa; Chordata; Aves; Musophagiformes; Musophagidae. The record is from RefSeq and is a predicted model, not a curated record.